Alosa alosa (allis shad) is the source of this 1874-nucleotide messenger RNA. It is a transcript of the gene smu1a, whose product is annotated as SMU1 DNA replication regulator and spliceosomal factor a. Gene Ontology annotation, molecular function: protein binding. Gene Ontology annotation, biological process: mRNA splicing, via spliceosome. Bases 93 to 1634 code for a protein of 513 amino acids. The transcript has 12 exons. The record is from RefSeq and is a predicted model, not a curated record. Gene Ontology annotation, cellular component: precatalytic spliceosome. NCBI's taxonomy places the organism in Eukaryota, Metazoa, Chordata, Actinopteri, Clupeiformes, Clupeidae.
UUGUUGUUCCUUCCUCCUCUACUGCGUGUUCAAAACCAUAGACAGUAAAAGAUUCAGCAGGAUUCGUUGUGAAUUUUUUUACAGGCUAAAUCAUGUCUUUGGAGAUUGAAUCCGCCGAUGUGAUCCGUCUGAUCAUGCAGUACCUGAAGGAGAACAGUCUCCACCGCACGCUGGCAACGCUGGUUGAGGAGACCACCGUGUCGUUGAACACCGUGGACAGUAUUGAGAGCUUUGUGGCGGACAUCAACAGCGGCCACUGGGACACCGUGCUGCAGGCCAUCCAGUCACUCAAGCUACCCGACAAAACUCUCAUAGACCUCUACGAGCAGGUGGUGCUGGAGUUGAUUGAGUUGAGAGAGCUGGGUGCGGCACGUUCCCUUCUGCGCCAGACCGACCCCAUGAUCAUGCUGAAGCAGACCCAGCCCGAGAGGUACAUCCACCUGGAGAACCUGCUGGCCAGGUCCUACUUCGACCCCCGAGAGGCGUAUCCCGAUGGCAGCAGUAAGGAGAAGAGGAGGGCGGCUAUUGCCCAGGCUCUGGCUGGGGAAGUCAGCGUGGUGCCUCCCUCACGUUUGAUGGCUCUACUGGCCCAGUCUCUGAAGUGGCAGCAGCAUCAGGGUCUGCUUCCUCCUGGUAUGACCAUCGAUCUGUUCAGAGGCAAAGCUGCCGUCAAAGACGUGGAAGACGAGAGAUUCCCCACACAACUCAGCAGGCACAUCAAGUUUGGACAGAAGUCGCACGUGGAGUGCUCUCGGUUCUCUCCUGAUGGUCAGUACCUGGUGACCGGGUCUGUGGAUGGAUUCAUUGAGGUGUGGAACUUCACCACUGGCAAGAUCAGAAAGGAUCUGAAGUACCAGGCUCAGGAUAACUUCAUGAUGAUGGACGAUGCAGUGCUCUGCAUGUGCUUUAGCAGAGACACAGAGAUGCUGGCCACAGGAGCUCAGGACGGCAAGAUCAAGGUUUGGAAGAUCCAGAGUGGUCAGUGCCUGAGGCGGUUUGAGCGCGCUCACAGCAAAGGAGUGACCUGCAUCAGCUUCUGCAAGGACAGCAGCCAGAUUCUCAGCGCAUCCUUCGACCAGACCAUCAGGAUCCAUGGGUUAAAGUCAGGUAAACUUCUGAAAGAGUUCCGAGGCCAUGCGUCCUUUGUAAACGAGGCGACCUUCACCCCUGACGGACACCACAUCAUCAGCGCAUCAUCAGAUGGCACCGUGAAGAUUUGGAAUGUGAAGACUACAGAAUGCUCAAACACCUUCAAGUCAUUAGGAACGUCUGCUGGAACCGACAUCACUGUCAACAAUGUUCUCCAGCUGCCCAAGAACCCAGAGCACUUUGUUGUGUGCAAUCGCUCCAACACCGUGGUCAUUAUGAACAUGCAAGGCCAGAUUGUGCGUAGUUUCAGCUCAGGUAAGCGUGAGGGAGGUGAUUUUGUGUGCUGCUCUCUGUCUCCGAGGGGAGAGUGGAUCUACUGCGUGGGAGAAGACUUUGUGCUCUACUGUUUCAGCACAGUCACAGGCAAACUGGAGAGAACCCUCACGGUCCAUGAGAAGGAUGUCAUUGGCAUUGCCCACCACCCACAUCAGAACCUCAUUGCCACCUACAGUGAAGACGGCCUCCUGAAACUAUGGAAGCCUUGAUCAAGCGCUGUGUCUGAGAGUGCGCCAUGGAAACCAGUAUGGGGGGUGGGGGGGUUGUUAUGGUGUGUUUCUUGUAAAUUCACUUUUUUAUUUAGUGCUAUGGUUUUGACAGGUGUACCUGGUACCAAACACUUUUUUUAUUGUAUUACUUUUGUUUUGUUGAUACUCAGUGAAAGUUGUCUUUGAUUCGUGUCUUUUGGAUUUGUCGUCUGUCAUUAAAACUCUUUUUAGUCUCUGAAA